GCUGGUCAGACAGGAAGAGCUCAUUCCUAACAGCGGAGCAGGAGGAGGACGAAGAAGGAGCAGCGCAAAAGGGGUUGGAUGGUUGUCAAAGGGUGCCCAGGCCACUGCUGGCUCCUGCAUGCUCCCAGGCGCCCAACAAUGAGAGGGCCGCCAAGCGGGGAACAUUGACCCCCACACUCUUGGAAGCUUGGAUGGUCUGAACCCCAGAUGCCUAGGAUGUGUCGGUUGGACAACCUUGACGCCAGCAGCACCCAGAAGCUCUUGAUGAAGACAGGCCUGAUCUUGAUCGUCAUCGGCCACCUGAACUUCAUUGCUGGGGCUCUGGUCCACGGGACGGUGCUACGCCACAUUGCCAACCCCCAGGACACCAUUUCCCUCCAGUAUGCCGUCUCCAACAUUAUUACAGUCAUCUCCGCCAUCUUGACCAUCUCCUGCGGCAUUGCAGCCAUCGUCCUUUCAAGGUACAUCUCCCAGAAACCUCUGACAUGGGCCGUAUUCUCCCUCUGCAUAAGCAGCACCCUCCUCUCCCUCUUCUGCUCGGUGGGUCUGGCGGUGGCCAUCGUUGUGACUUUUGCCAACCGAGGGCGAACCCUCUUGGAGCUCUGCACCUUUGCCAACAUGGACCUCAUCCAGAUCUCCCACGAAUGCCCCUUCGAUCCCACCCGGGUCUAUAGUUCUGCCCUUGCUCUCUGGAGUCUUUCCUUUUUCCUGGAUGCCGUGGAGAUCAUCUUCAGUAUCCGAUGCUUUAUCAUCACACUGGGUCUCCUGAACCUGAAGCUCUGUUGCAGGGGGAAGCGGAAGAAAAAGGUCUCGCUGGAGUUUGUCACAGUCAAGAAGACCGGCGAGAACAGAGAUCUCCUGAGGACGGGUCAAGUGGAGACUGUGUGGCUGUAGAAGCCAAUGGCGAUGGAGACCCCUAUAGAAAGACUCCGGACUCCUCUAGGACAUAGUCGUCUUGCUUCAUCUUUUAUUUUGCAUCGCUCCAAAAAGGACAGACGGGAGGGAUUCGGCUCAUUCUCCAUCAUGGGUGAGCUCUGGAGCAUGGAAAAACAAACCAUGCCACCAUUUUCUCUUCAACUAGAGGAGGCCAAACCUUGUUCCACUACAAUUAGACACUCUUGUGCUCUCGGAACUUUCCCCUCUUUUUAAACCCUUUAUCCCCAACAUUUUUUAUUCUCCAAAACAGCCGUGCGCCUCUGCCACGACGCUGUGGACCAAUGCACUGAGACAAAGCAACACUUCUUUUUUUGUUCAAAUUUUAUUUUGAAGGUAUUAAAAAGAAACAAACGACCCCACGGUUGCCGCUGCCCACUCCUUCCAACAUGCACUCUGGUGAUAAGUGGAUUGUAAUAUAUUUCUAUAUAUAUGUAUGUAUUUAAGAUUUUUGAGCAGCUCAGAGCUCAGAUUUGCACAAGGUGGAGCUGUGCUUCGCUUCCGUCCGUCCGUCCGCCAGAGCGCAUGGUUUGUGUGUGUGUGUUUAUGUGGCCAUUACCCUCCACUGUUUUUGCUGUAGCAAAGUCACCACAAAGUGACUGGAGCACCUCAGUUGGCCAGUAGCCCACCAGGAGGGCCACUUGGAUGAGAAAGAUAGUGAGGAGGAGGAGGAGGAGGAGGGCAAUUCAAUUCAAUUUUUUUUACUUAUUCGGGGAACGGGGAGAGAUUUUUCGCUUUAAGGGCCCAUAACUCUUUCAGGUUUUGGCUCUUGGUCCUGUUACUCAAAAGAAGGGAGGGAAAUCUAGGAGUUUUUUGUGGAGUUGUCGAUUGCAAAACUCUAAAUUAAAGCCACACGCCGCCUUUCCCCUUUUCAAAAGUCUCCAAUUUUGUAGCAUUGCAGAGAGUGAAACUCUUGAAAAUCAUUCGCAUCUAGACCUCUGGGUCACUUUGCCUGCUGCUUUCCUUUGCAUGCUUAAACUCUAUUUCCUCAAUACUCAGCUGGAGGUUUAAGUUUCUGCAAUGUUAGAAAUGUGGGGACUGAAGGAAUAUUUCAUUUUAGGGAAGCAUUUUUAUUUAGGGAACACAAUGCCCUCAUUUUGAACCCCUGGGAUUCCAGCCAACCCCAUCUUUCCUCUUGCAUGUCCAAAUUCCCUGUUUCUCUCCAAGGUUUCAGCAUGUUGGCGUCUUCCGCCAUGUUUUCGCACCACACAGGUCUCAGGCCUCCAA
Molecule: messenger RNA, 2160 nt
Organism: Sceloporus undulatus (fence lizard)
Lineage: Eukaryota; Metazoa; Chordata; Lepidosauria; Squamata; Phrynosomatidae
Gene: TMEM54
Product: transmembrane protein 54
Exons: 6
Coding region: 208-894 (228 amino acids)
Source: RefSeq, a predicted model, not a curated record